Molecule: messenger RNA, 3898 nt
Organism: Pseudocercospora fijiensis CIRAD86
Lineage: Eukaryota; Fungi; Ascomycota; Dothideomycetes; Mycosphaerellales; Mycosphaerellaceae
Exons: 2
Coding region: 38-3460 (1140 amino acids)
Biological process (GO): isoprenoid biosynthetic process; ergosterol biosynthetic process; coenzyme A metabolic process
Cellular component (GO): peroxisomal membrane; endoplasmic reticulum membrane
Molecular function (GO): protein binding; hydroxymethylglutaryl-CoA reductase (NADPH) activity
Source: RefSeq, a predicted model, not a curated record
CGAAUCGCCAUUCCUGCCUCUCCCACACCCAUUCAACAUGUUGGAGAUCGUGGAGAGCAUCCUACCCACGAGGUGGCGCCGAAACCGCGACAUCACAGAUCCAAACAAGCCGGGUUCAUAUUCCAGCCUUCUCACGCCAUAUCUCGAGAGCGUGUCGCUGAAAGCAUGUACGCAUCCCAUACGGACCAUCACCUUGGUCGCCAUCCUCGGAAGCGCAUUCUACGUCAAUCUGCUGGACCAAGGCUUCUUCCAGCCUUCACUUGCCUCGCUGAACAAGAUCGAUUUCGCGUCACUUUCGGAAGGUAGCAGGCGAUUACAUCUUGGUGAGGACACGGCAUGGAAAUGGCAACUUGAAGAGAAUGGCCGCCCGAAGGUGCAGCGCCCGCGCGAAGAUGAGCUUUCGCUGGUCACGCUGGAGUUUCUGGAUGCUGGAAACAACUCGCCAAAAGCAGUUCCAAUGGCUAAGAACAUUGCGCUACCAGAGGGCAGCGCUGCUGAGAUCGUGCCUUCGAGCGCAAACAUUCUCUCCACCAUCUCUUCCGACUCGCAUCUCGCAUUCUCCAUGCCAUAUGCCGAGACCGCCAAAUUUCUCGAGGCCGUCCAAGAAAUUCCGGCACCGCCCGGCACAGUUCGCGAAGAUGACGGAUCAGACGACGAGGUCGAGCACAAGAAGUGGCUCAUGAAAACCGCCAAGACUGCACCCAACUCGAAUGGAAUGGUCGAAUGGGCACAAAACUCUUGGAGCGCAUUCCUGGACUUGAUCAAGAAUGCCGAGACUCUUGAUAUCGUCAUAAUGUCUCUGGGCUAUCUAUCAAUGUACCUGACGUUCAUCUCGCUCUUCCUGAGCAUGCGCCGCAUGGGAUCCAACUUUUGGCUUGGCACCACCACCCUCUUCAGCUCUGCCUUCGCCUUCCUCUUCGGCAUUGUCGUGACCUUGAAGCUUGGCGUGCCGGAGAAUGUCGUUCUCCUGUCAGAAGGCGUGCCAUUCUUGGUCGUUACCGUUGGCUUUGAGAAGCCCAUUAUGCUGACUCAAGCUGUGCUAUCUGCUUCCUACCAGGCCAAGAACGGCAACGGCAACGGCGAAGCCUUCACCAUUCAGAAGGCAGUACAGCAGGCCAUCCGAGAGCGUGGUUUCGAGAUCAUUCGCGACUACGCAAUCGAAAUUGCCAUCCUUUCAGCAGGCGCCUUCUCUGGAAUUCAAGGCGGCCUUCGACAAUUCUGCUUCUUGGCAGCCUGGACACUUUUCUUCGACUGUAUCCUGCUCUUCACUUUCUACACCGCAAUCUUGACCAUCAAGCUCGAGAUCAACAGGAUCAAGCGCCACGUAACCAUCAAGAAGGCCUUGGAGGAAGAGGGCGUCAGCAGACGUGUCGCUGAGAAUGUUGCCUCUAGCAAUGACUGGCCUAAUGGCGACAUCGUCUCUCCCAGCACUGUGAACAUCUUCGGCAUGAAAGCUCGCGAAAGGAGCAUUCCACGUUUCAAGGUGCUUAUGGUUACUGGCUUCAUCUUGAUCAAUGUCGCCAACCUCUGCAGCAUGCCUUUCCGCGGCACCCGACACAAUACGCCAGUCUCCACAGCUGGGCUGUCUUCUGUGGUUACACAGCCGCCGAUGGACCCAUUCAAGGUUGCUGGAAGUGGCCUCGCCUUCCUUUUCUCUCAGGCCGAGCGUAACAAGCAGCCACUGAGCGUGACGGUCUUCCAGCCGAUCAAGUACGAGCUGCAAUAUCCGUCUGUGCACUAUGCCACCCCAGAACCGCAAGAUUGGACAAUCAUUGACGGCGAAUACCAACGAGGUCUUUUUUCGGCGCUUGGCGGUAGAGUUGUCGAGAGCUUGCUGAAGAGCUUCGAGGAUCCUGUGCUGAGCAAGUGGGUUAUUAUUCUGCUUGCUAUAAGCUUGGCGCUGAAUGGCUAUCUCUUUAAUGCCGCACGAUGGACUAUCAAGGAGCCAGCACAAGACUCCGCUCGGGCAGAUGCACCAAAGGCGAACGGCCAUGCCAUCCCGCCAAUUCCGACCGAGGAGCCAGAACCUCCAGCUGUUGACCAAGAAGCGCUUGAUGGCACGAGAUUGCGUACGAGGGAGGAAUGUGAGGCUAUCCUUGCCGCCAAGCAAGCGCCAAUCUUGAAUGAUGAGGAGUUGAUUGACCUGGCAUUGCGCAACAAGAUUCCUGGGUAUGCACUCGAGAAGACUUUAGAGGACAAAACUCGCGCUGUAAAGAUUCGCCGCGGCAUGAUCUCUCGCACGCCAGGUACUAAGGAGCUGACAUCGAAACUGGAGAAGUCAAAGCUGCCUUAUGAGCACUUUGAUUACGACCGCGUUCACGGUGCCUGCUGUGAGAAUGUCGUCGGAUAUCUGCCACUCCCUCUUGGUGUCGCUGGACCGAUCACGAUUGAUGGCCGCAGCUACUUCUUGCCCAUGGCUACGACUGAAGGUGUGCUUGUCGCUUCUACAAGUCGUGGUUGCAAGGCCAUCAAUGCUGGAGGUGGAGCUGUUACAGUCUUGACCGGUGAUGGCAUGACCCGUGGACCUUGCAUCGGCUUCGAGACUCUUGCUCGCGCCGCUGCUGCAAAGGUGUGGCUUGACAGUGUUGAAGGACAAAAGGUGAUGAAGGAUGCUUUCAACUCUACUUCCCGAUUUGCUCGCCUGCAACAACUCAAGUCCUCCAUUGCUGGCACGUACGUCUACGUCCGAUUCAAGACGACGACCGGUGACGCCAUGGGCAUGAACAUGAUCUCCAAAGGUGUUGAGCAGGCGCUGAACGUCAUGUCUAAGGAGGCCGGGUUCAGCGACAUGGCCAUCAUCUCCGUUUCUGGCAACUACUGCACCGACAAAAAGCCGGCUGCCAUCAACUGGAUCGAUGGUCGUGGCAAGUCUGUCGUCGCCGAGGCUAUCAUCCCUGGCGACGUUGUCCGGACCGUCCUCAAAUCCAAUGUCGACGCACUUGUGGAGCUUAACGUCAGUAAGAACUUCAUUGGUUCCGCCAUGGCUGGAUCCAUAGGUGGUUUCAAUGCUCAUGCUUCCAAUAUCGUGACUGCGAUAUUCUUGGCAACUGGCCAGGACCCGGCGCAGAACGUGGAGAGCAGUAACUGCAUUACUGUCAUGAAGAACUUGCACGGAAACCUGCAGAUCUCCGUAUCAAUGCCAUCGAUCGAGGUCGGCACUCUUGGCGGUGGCACCGUCCUAGAGCCACAAGCCGCUAUGCUCGACAUGCUCGGCGUUCGUGGCGCACAUCCAACCACACCCGGAGCCAACGCACAACAACUCGCAAAGAUCGUCGCAGCCGGUGUGCUCGCAGGAGAAUUAUCUCUCUGUUCCGCUCUCGCAGCCGGUCACCUUGUCCGAGCACACAUGGCACAUAACCGCUCCGCGCAACCCAGCAGAGCGCCGAGUCCAAGAAGAAGCCCUACUGCCCUCCGAAUGACAAGCAUUGCAGAGAAUUCCGUGGCGACAGGCAAGAAGUAGACUUCCGAGUCUGGAGCCCAGAAUAAUCAGAAGCAAAGCGAUAUUUCCACCUCGCCAGCGCAGGAAGGUAUACGUUCGAAUGAAGUCGAGAGUCCGGUACUGCGAAGGUCGAAUCGGAAGCGGAAGGUGGUGUUUCAGUGAGCAAUGGCUCAGCGUAGCGGAGAUGAUGACGGGAAGGGAAGGGAAGGGAAGUGAAGCAUUAGAGCAAGGCCAGAAGAGAGAAGAAACGGCUUGGUCGAAGAAGAAGAAGAAGAAGGAACAACGGUAGAGAACAGAACAGAACAGAAGACAUUCAUAUUGUCCAUCAGAGAGGGAAAGCAUGGAAUUUUGUAUACUGUACAUGGGCUUCUAUAUAUAAUCGAGAAUCGCGAGGCGAAGCUCAAGCCCAAGCUUGCUCAGACUGCUCUGAGAUUGUUGCGACAUCACGUGAGCAGACAG